GGGGAUUGCCAUAAAUCAGUAUGUAAUAAUUCAAAAGUGAAAGAGGAAAUACGACAUGAAGGAGAAAAUGGGAGACGAACAUGUUUUCCCAAUUGACAAGCAUGACAUAAAUUAUUACUAGGAAAGAAUUUAAAAAGACUGGAGACACUCGAGACACCACGAAGAACUGCCGGGUUGGGAUGUCCAAGACGCCGAUGCCAUGUGUGGAUGUCAACGGACGCAUUGUGGACCUGAGCUGGGGGCGCAGGGAGCAAGGGGUAGAGUGGGCCGGAGUUAUUGGACCGAUGCAUCACGGUUCCCAUCCGAAGAUCCUUCACAGAAAAGCCAUGUGCAUCAAAUUCAAUGGAGCAGUUAUUAUCACGCGUAAACUGGCGAACAGAAAUAAGUUUAUUCAAAUAAGUCGUGAUCUUUCCUGUGAGCCAAGAAAGGAGAAGGAGAAAGAAGAAGAAGUAUCAAGGUUUCCAAAUCUUAAGCUCAAAAACGCAGCAGCCACUUUAAGGAACAUCCGGAAGGUAUCAUAGAGAAGGUUCGGUGUUGGAAUAUUGAAGUUAGUGAGUUAAUCGUCGGAAU
Cuscuta campestris is the source of this 570-nucleotide messenger RNA. Lineage: Eukaryota; Viridiplantae; Streptophyta; Magnoliopsida; Solanales; Convolvulaceae. The record is from the annotation of a GenBank genome assembly.